AUGGAGCACAUCGGGGGAGAAGGGCGCUCUGGCCGCCGGGGGAUCACCUCCGCCCGUGGAGCAGCUCGAGCGACACGGCCGCCGAUGGGGGAGGAGCUUGGGGGAGGAGGGAAUAGGACGGGCUCGAGAGUGGCGGGCUUGGUGGCGGCGGGAGGCAGCUCGGUGGGGGAGGAACUUAUGGGCGGGGCGAGAUGUAAUUCAAAGGUUGUUGGCCCAAAUCUAUAUCUCUACACAGCAGACUCCGUGCUCGGCCGGAAAGCUGGCAUCAUCGUCGAUGAGGCGGCGGCGCCCGAGAGUUCACCGCCUGGGGCGGGGAGGUACGCCGUGAUCUUCAACGCCGGCAGCACGGGGACUCGUGUGCACGUCUUCAGGUUCGACAGGAAGCUCGAGACGGCGACGAAGGCAUCGAGGUGUUCGCCAAGGGCAACUGCUGGGUUGGGACUUAUCGGAGAAGAGCAAUCGGACCAGAUUCUUGAAGCGGUUAGGAACCCUGUCCACACUAAGAGCAAAUUUCAGACCAAGCCCGAGUGGAUCACUGUUAUUGAGGGAUCUCAAGAAGGAUCAUACCUAUGGGUUGCUCUGAAUUAUCUGUUGGAUAAAUUGGGAGGGGACUACUCACAGACAGUAGCCGUGGUUGAUAUGGGCGGUGGAUCAGUGCAAAUGGCCUAUGCCAUUUCUGCAAAUACCGCUGCAAAUGCUCCGGUGGCGCCUCAUGGGGAAGACCCCUAUGUUAUAAGAGAGUAUCUUAAAGGAAAAGAUUACAACAUCUAUGCUCAUAGUUACUUGCACUAUGGUGCUUUUGCAUCACGAGCAGAGAUUUUGAAGGCAAACAAUGGACCAUUCAGCAGCUGCAUGUUGCGUGGAUUCAGCGGUGAAUACACCUACAAUGAGGAGCAGUAUGAUGCAACUGCCGCACCAGAAGGAGCAGUCUACUGCAAGUGCAGAGAAGAGAUAGGCAAAGCACUGAACCUGAACGCGCCAUGUGAAACAAAGAACUGCACCUUCAAUGGCAUAUGGAAUGGCGGUGGCGGAGCAGGCCAAGAUAACCUCUAUGUUGCAUCCAGCUUCUACUACGUGGCCUCAGAGGUCGGCAUCAUAGAUGACAAUGCACCAAGCGGAAAAACUACCCCUGGCGUAUUCGGAGCUUCCGCGGAGGCUUGCCAGAUGAGUGUUGAAGAAGCCAAAAUCGAAUACCCAAACGUCAACGACGAUGUCUAUGUGCCAUACGUAUGCAUGGACCUUGACUACCAGUAUACGUUGCUAGUAUGGCUUUGGUGUGGAGGCGACCAAGGAGAUCACCGUGGUGGACAAGGUGAGCAUGGAGAGUACUACGUGGAAGCUGUGUGGCCUCUAGGCUCCGCUAUUGAGGCUGUGUCAGCCAAAAAAUGGCGUCAAGAUGCAUGA
Miscanthus lutarioriparius is the source of this 1404-nucleotide messenger RNA. NCBI's taxonomy places the organism in Eukaryota, Viridiplantae, Streptophyta, Magnoliopsida, Poales, Poaceae. The record is from the annotation of a GenBank genome assembly.